AUGAUCCCGCAGCCCGAAGGACGAGCACUGAUCGAAGCUAUGAGCGGCAGCAGCGACCCCACGCAAGGCGCUCUGGUGCCCAUGAACUGCAACAAGAAGUCGGGCAUCGGGAGCAGCAACCAGCAGUGCCACGCCGCGGCUAAGGCCGACCGAGACAUCGUCGACGGUCUUACUCUGGUGAGGGGGCAGGGCACGGGCGGGUUCGUCCACCUGCCUGGUGGAGAAAAGUUCGAGUACUUGCUCGCCGGGUUCGGCGUGAAGGUUCCUCUGGGAGAACUCGAGAUGGGUGCCCCCCUGAACCCCUCCGGUGCAUGUGCACCGAUGCCCAAGGAGGCAGCCACUGCAGCUGCCGGCAAGGCCAUCGUCGCCACGCGCGGCGCGUGCAGCUUCCUCGAGAAGGCCGAAGCAAUGGGAGCCGGCCCAGGCGAGCGAGUCGGCGCGCUCAUCGUGAAAAACAGCGAGACUGCCCUCUUUCACAUGGGGGCCGCCCCGAGGUGGCGCGGGGCGAACAUCUCCCUGCCGAUCGUGCUCGUUACGGAUGUCGCGGGCCACGCGAUCUCCACCUUACCCCCGGACUCAACCAUACGCUUCGCCCCUUCCGAGCACGUCACGUUGGCCGCUUGGGACGAAAUCGAGCGGCUGAACGAGGCGUCCGCCUGGCCCAAAGAAACUCAGGAACGCCAGACUCUGUACGAAACCCUCGUGGCCCGUAAUGCAGGGUUUCCCGAUCGGGUCUCCGCGAUCCAGGGGGCAUUCUCGAGGGUGUGUAGUUGGGACGAGGAGGAGGAAGGUAUUGCUGGGCAGGGGGUAGGUGAUGCUGAGAGGCGAGAGACUGGUGAUGCUGACACAACAAGCGUCAAGCUUUGAGAGAGCUGCUCGAGGUGGGGGGUAGUGUGAUGCUUCUUUCUUUCAUUGUGCCUGCCAUGGUUCGGCAAAU
Ectocarpus sp. CCAP 1310/34 is the source of this 937-nucleotide messenger RNA. Lineage: Eukaryota; Phaeophyceae; Ectocarpales; Ectocarpaceae. The record is from the annotation of a GenBank genome assembly.